AGUUUAACUUAACGCAUUACGCAGGAAAAACAUCGGAAUUAAUUCUUGUUAGUGGCAGUAAGUAGUAAAGAACUACUUUCUGUAUAAACUUGGCGGCUUCUCUCAUCGGAGUUUGCAUUUGCACCGUAUCAGGUUUCUCAAUUUUGAGGUAUCUCAUGCUGGUAGUGAAUUAGUCAAAUUUCGAAUUAUUAGGUCAUAAUCGGCGUCGUUUAUGCGCCAUGGAAGGUAACAAAGACGAAGCAUUAAGAUGCAUCAAAAUCGCAGAAGACGCAAUCGCUUCAGGUAACAAAGGUCGCGCUCUCAAAUUCAUCAAAAUCGCUCAGCGUCUCAACCGCGAUUUACCGCUCGAUUCAUUGUUUGCCAUGUGCGAACGACUCGAUUCUCAGUCCUCCGCAUCUUCUUCCGGAACAAACUCCGGAGCCGGUACAUCGCCGCCGAGUGAUAAUCCGGCGAGAAUUGAUGAGAGGAAUUAUACGACAGAGAAUGUUAAGUUGAUUAGUGAAAUUAAAGGGAAACAGGAUUACUAUUCGAUUUUAGGGUUAGAGAAGAGUUGUUCUGUUGAAGAGAUUAGGAAGGCUUAUAGGAAACUAUCUUUGAAGGUUCAUCCUGAUAAGAAUAAAGCGCCGGGUUCUGAAGACGCGUUUAAGAAAGUUUCUAAGGCUUUUAAGUGUUUGAGUGAUGAUGGUUCUAGAAGGGAGUAUGAUCAAGGAGGGUUAGUUGAUGAAUUUGAUUGGAAUUAUAAUCAGAAUAAUAAUUUUAGGCGGAGGAGGAGAAGAGCUACUAAUGCUCGUGAUAUUUUCGAAGAUGAGUUUGACCCUGAUGAGAUUUUUAGAGCUUUCUUUGGACAGUCUGAUGUGUUUGGGAGGAGAAAUCACAUUUAUAGGACUAGGGGAGGCGGCGGUGGUGGUGGGGUGGGUAGUCAUCAUCAGAGGCAUGAGUUUCAGGGUGGAGGAGGUCAUCAUCUUAUGCUGCUGAUUCAGCUUCUGCCAUUGUUGAUUAUUGUGCUACUUGCUUACUUGCCCUUUUCAGAUCCUGUAUAUUCCUUGCAAAAGAAUCAGUCCUACCAGAUUCCUAAGAUCACUGAGGAUUAUGGGGUUCAGUAUUUUGUGAAAUCUCAGGCGUUUGAUGAUACUUAUCCGAUUGGAAGUUCAGCUCGUGAGACCAUUGAGCAUAAUGUUGUGAAGGAUUAUAGGAAUAUGCUUCGUCGUUAUUGUCAAAUGGAGAUUCAGAGGCGUACUUGGAAUAGAAAUCUACCUGUUCCUCACUGUGACAAGCUACAAAACUUUGGCGUUGUAGCCUGAAGCAAAAGUGACUGAUGGAUAUUGUUUGCUUGGCUUGAGGAAUUCUUGUAUCAGUUGCUCAUCUUUUAUGCUCAUCUUAAUUCUUCAGGAUGUAUAAGGUAUCUGUAGGAGCGGCCCUUGUUACAAGCAGAAUGUUAACUUGUUAGCUGCCAGUGCCAUGCUGACCUUACUCUGAGAUGUUUUUUUGAUUAAUAUGUUUCAUAUUGUUGAGUGUUAUAAAGAAUGUGUUUCAUCUUGUUGAGGGUUAUAAACAGUGGAGAAGAUGGCAGCAAAUAAUUGCACAAGUUAUGAGUAUCAGUGGUGAGGUCCUUGCAAGCUCAUGAACCGGGCUUAUAAUACUCUUGAGGGUAACAAACAACUUAAACACAGUUGAAGUAUGCAUAUUACACUAUUGUAAAAAAAAUAAAUGUGAAAGCAAGCUAUUGCUACAUUCAAAUGAAUGAAUAUUUUGUCUGCCGAGGAAGCCAUGCAAUAAUCAGAUUGUGUUUGAUUUUUGACAUAAUUAUGUGUAUCGUUCUUGCUGUCUGGUAAGGUGAUUAAAUUUGGGUCUACGGCCCAUCUA
Molecule: messenger RNA, 1863 nt
Organism: Cicer arietinum (chickpea)
Lineage: Eukaryota; Viridiplantae; Streptophyta; Magnoliopsida; Fabales; Fabaceae
Product: chaperone protein dnaJ 49
Biological process (GO): cellular response to misfolded protein
Cellular component (GO): endoplasmic reticulum membrane
Molecular function (GO): Hsp70 protein binding
Source: RefSeq, a predicted model, not a curated record